UUCGAAAACGCCUUUUCAAUUUGUAAUAGCAAUUUAUUUGCAAUGUUUUUAGUUAAUUGUUUUUGACAGGCGUUUUGUUCGGUUCUGGCAUUACACGUCAUUACGUUGAACACGGUGCUGUUUCAUUGCUACCUAAAUCCCUUAAAAAUCAGUUAAAAGUCAUUCAGGCUUAUUCAUGGUCCUUCGAGCCGGAUUUCAGAGAAGAUAAUAAUCAAUUAAUUGGGGAUAAAUUAAUACGAAGUGAUUGGCGAAGAUUAAAGAAAAAUCAAGAUCGACUAUAAGUGGCACGUGGAUUGUGUGGUCAAGUGAAUCAAAUUCAUCCAAUUAAUCCUCAUUUAAUCCAUAAAGUUGAACCCAUCACUCAAUAAUCAGGUAGUAUUAAGUAAAGCAAAGUGUUGUUAAUUACGGUGGAAACCCCUGUCUCCCAAAUGCCUAAUGAUAAGGACUUGGUGAAGGUACGCGGUAGUUACAAGGGUCAGUUAACUACAUUUCUAUCGUAUCUCAAAACUUUACAUGUUGGAUCAUUGUCCCUAAAUGAUGUAAGUGAGUUGCAAAUGCGAUUAGGUAAGUUGAUGGCUUUAUACGACAAAUACGACGAGGUGCAAUUAGCGUUGGAAUGUCAAGGUGAUGAUGAGGAUCAGUCCGCGCAGUUAAGAGACCGCGCUGACUUUGAAUCCCUUUAUUAUAAAGGAAUAUCUGACGCUCAGAUAUUGUUAGAUUCUCACAAAAAGCCGCUCGAAGAGUCGGAAAGACGAUCCCGUUCUAGUAACUUUAUGAACAACGUUAAAUUGCCUACAAUUCAACUUCCCAAGUUCAGUGGUUCGUAUGACAACUGGCUGGGGUUCCACGACACGUUCUGUAGUUUAAUACAUAAUAAUAGUGACAUAGAUGAAAUUAAUAAGUUUCACUAUUUACGAGCGUCGUUGGAAGGGUCCGCAGCCAUUGUCAUUCAAUCCAUUGAAUUUUCAUCAAAAAAUUAUUCGGUAGCAUGGGGACUCUUAUGUGAGCGAUUCAAUAACAAAAGGCUUUUAAUCCAAAAUCAUGUUUCGGCAUUGUUUAAUUUGGAAAAUAUCACCAAGGAGUGUUCUUUUACUUUGAAACGUCUUCUUGAUAAAAUUAAUCAAAAUCUAAGGGCUUUAGAGUCAUUGGGUGAGCCUGUUCAAUACUGGGAUACGCUUAUUAUUUACUUAAUUACCCAAAAAUUAGAUGUCAAAACUUAUCGCGAGUGGGAAGAGUGGAAGGGCCGCCUCAGCAAAAAUGAAAAGAUUACUUUAGAUUACUUUCAACAUUUUUUGCGUAAUCGAGCCGAUUUAGUUGAAACACUUGAAAUGUCACGUAAUACUGUGAAUCAAUCAAACCAGAAUCAUAAUAAUCAGACAAAAAAUACUAACCCGAAAAUCAAAACAAUGGUAUCAGUUCAAUCCUCUUCUAGGUCAUGUCAGUUAUGUAACGGUGAACACAAUUUAGCUAACUGCUCGCAGUUUCUUUCAUUGAGCAACGACGCUCGACUAAAGUUAUUGCCUACUUAUAAGGUUUGCUACAAUUGUUUUAGUAACGGUCAUUUCGCAAAUCAAUGCAAGAAAAAGGGAUGUAAGGUUUGCAAACGUAAGCAUCACACACUGGUACAUAUAAACGAUUUUAAGUCUAAACAAGCAGAAAAUGGGCACUCGUCAUUCCAUAAUAAUUCGGGCUGCGAAAUUCCCUCACAGCAGGCGGCGCACACGGCAGCGACAGGUUCACAUGCCGAUCACUCUAACACUGGCGCUCGCAGCAAUGCAAACCCGAACGUCAUCUUAUCAGCAAGCAUCCAAACUGCUCAAUCGAAUGACGUAUUAUUAUCGACAGCACUGAUUAAGGUUUAUGAUUCGCAAAAUAAAGAACAUGUUGUCCGUGCAAUUUUGGAUAGUGGUAGCACUUCCUGUCUUAUGACAGAGAAGUUGUACCGUAAUUUAAACUUACCUGCCAGUCAAAUCAACAAAUCAAUAAUAGGAAUCAACAAUGUUUCAUCGCAGAUUAAUAAAAUGUGUCGGCUGCCAAUUACGUCACUUAAUGAUAAUUUUGCGACAACCCUUCAUUGUUUUAUUUUACCCUCCAUCACAGAUAAUAUACCCCAUCAUCAGGUUGAUUUAACAAACAUUAACAUUCCAUCAGGCAUAUGUUUGGCCGAUCCCCAUUUUCACACACCGGCAGCCGUCGACAUGAUUAUAGGCGCAGAUGUUUUUUGGGACAUUUUAGGGUCUCAAAGGGUCACAUUAGGAGAAGGAAAACCAAUCCUUUUUGAGACACGUUUGGGUUGGGUAGUUUCAGGGCCGAUCAAUAUUAAUAAUUCGUUUAAUCAAUCACGGGCAAUUAAAUGUAAUUUUACCCAAACAUCAUCUCGAUAUGACGUCAUUAAUGAUUGUGAUAGCGUUCAAAACCAAUUAAUGCGUUUUUGGCAGCUUGAGGAAGUGAGCCAUCAGCUAUCCCAUUUCUCAGCAGAAGAAAAGUCUUGCGAGGACCAUUUUGUUAAAAAUACUACCAGGUUGGAGGAUGGCAGGUUUUGCGUGAAGGUUCCUCUUAAGGAAUCCCCGCAGUUAUUAGGUGACUCAUUACAAAGGGCUGAGAAAUGUUUUCUGUCGUUGGAGCGACGGCUUCAAAACCAACCAAAAUUAAACCAAUUAUAUAAGGAUUUCAUGAGCGAAUAUGAGUCGCUAGGCCACAUGUCUGCCGUUGAUACCUCUGAAUCUGAUAAAUUAGGUAAUUUUAUACCACAUCAUGGCGUUCUCCGCGAGAGUAGUUCAACGACCAAAUUAAGGGCAGUUUUCAAUGCUAGUAGUCCUACUACUUCUGGGGUUACUUACAAUGACAUCCAAAUGGUGGGUCCAACGAUUCAGGAUGACCUUUUAUCCAUCCUUCUGCGAUUCAGACAACAUCAGUACGUUCUUUCUGCCGAUGUUGAAAAAAUGUACCGGCAGAUAGUCGUACACCCUGACUUCAGACAUCUGCAGCAAAUAGUUUGGCGAUGCAAGCCAUCGGAGCCUCUGAAGUUUUAUCAAUUAAACACCGUUACUUACGGUACUGCCAGUGCUCCAUUUUUGGCAACCAGGUGUCUGAGGGAAGUUGGUCUACAGAGUAGGGAUGAAAAAAUUAAAGAGAUCAUCAUGCGUGAUUUUUAUGUGGAUGACCUACUUACCGGUGGGGACACUAUUGAGGAUGUCAUUUACAUUAGGGAGCAAGUUACUGCUGAACUGGCAUCGGCGUGUAUGCCACUGAGAAAGUGGAGGUCAAAUGAGCCACAUUUAGUGUCUGAACCCAAUCAGUCUCCCAUCGAUUUGAACAUAGGGUCAACUGAGCCGAGUAAAACGCUGGGCCUGUGUUGGCAGACCAGUGAUGAUGAACUUCGUUUUCCCAUCGGUACAUCAACUGGAGAGGGUAACACUAAACGUGAGUUGUUGUCGGUAAUCGCGCAAAUCUUUGACCCUUUAGGACUUCUUUCUCCGUAUAUAAUAAAAAUGAAAAUGUUGCUGCAAAGACUGUGGUUGCACCAGUUGUCGUGGGAUGAGCCUUUACCCAUAGAUGUUAGAAACUCUUGGCAAGAAAUAAUUAAGGACUUGCCUUGUUUAAACAACCUUCGUGUGCCACGAGUUGUUAUAUGCGAUUUACACCAAUGGAUGGAGAUUCAUGUUUUCACGGAUGCCUCUGUAAAGGCAUACGGAGCAUGUUUAUACAUUCGCAGCAUGAACAGCAAAGGUGAAGUUUUAGUUAGACUCUUAAUGGCUAAAAGCCGUGUCGCCCCUCUUAAACCUACCACCAUUCCCCGACUGGAGCUUUGUGGUGCUCUAGUAGGUACUCACCUUUACACAAAGGUAAUAAAUUCACUUCGGGUGACGGUAAGAUCAGUGACGUUCUGGACUGAUUCCACCAUAGUAUUAGGAUGGUUGAGAAUGAUGCCUAACAAAUUGCAGCCCUUUGUUCGCAAUCGAGUGGCUGAAAUUUUGGAAACCACUGGUGAUUUAUUAUGGAGGCAUGUUCCUACUGACUUGAAUCCCGCAGACUUCAUAUCUCGUGGUGUUAAUAUCAGCACUUUACAGUGUUUAGAUAUGUGGUGGAGCUGCCCAGGUUUCUUAAUGGACAUCCCUUCUAAGUGGCCAGGUGAUAUCAAGCCUGUUGAGAAGCUGCCCGAGCUUUGCCGUGAGAUGUCAUUGCAUUUAUCUCUAGUAGGAGACAAUAAAAAUGGUUUAAUUGAUUUCAGUAGGUUUUCUAAAUUCUUAAAAUUAAUUCGCACAGCAGCGUAUGUCUUGCGUUUUAUUAAGGCAUGCAAAAAAAAUGAACUUAAAUCUAACUUCCUUAGUCAGGAAGAGAUACAGCAAGGGUUAGAUUUAACUAUUAAAUUAUCUCAAGUGGAAUCAUUUCCGGAAUGUGAGUUGCUGUUGCAACAAAAGCCUUUACCGAAAAGGAGCCCACUGUGUAAUUUUAACGUUUUUCUGGAUGAUCACAAAAUCAUUAGAGUUGGUGGCCGAUUAAGUAACUCAAGUUUUCCGUUCCAUAAGAAGUACCCUAUAUUGAUACAGUCCGCUCACAGUUUUUCAAAAUUAUUAUUUGAAUUCGAACACUUGCGUUUAAUGCAUGCUGGACCUCAAUUAUUGUUAAAUUCAAUUCAUGAAAAUUAUUGGCCAAUCGGGGGCCGACGAUUAGCAAAGUCUUGCUAUCGUCGAUGUGUGCGUUGCGCUCGUAUGAGAGGCCGCACACUUUCACCGUUAAUGGGUGAUUUGCCUACCAAUCGUCUCACUCCGGGCUAUCCUUUUGAAAAUGUAGGCGUGGACUACGCUGGUCCGAUCGCCUCCGCGAGUCGUCAAGGUCGCGGUUGUCGAAUAGUAAAGGUUUAUAUUGCUAUCUUUGUAUGUUUUAGCACUAAAGCUAUCCACUUAGAGCUUGUGGGCGAUCUAACGAGCAACAAUUACCUGCUAGCGUUACGGAGGUUCAUGUCGCGUAGAGGGAAACCGGUUAGCAUUUAUAGCGAUAAUGGCACCUCGUUUGUUGGCGCGUCUAAUGACCUAUCACAAUUCUUACUGGAUAGUGGCAACUCACUUUCAGAGAAUGUAGCGAAUGAAGGCAUUAAUUUCCGGUUUAUACCUGCAUAUUCCCCUCACUUUGGCGGUCUCUGGGAGGCAGGAGUUAAAUCCACCAAGUUCCAUCUUCAGCGAGUGUUGGGACAUUGUCAUCUCACUUAUGAGGAAUUGAAUACUACACUUGUCCAAAUUGAGGCCAUUCUUAAUUCGCGACCGCUCACGCCUAUGUCAUCCGACCCUGAGGACCUGAUGCCGUUGACUCCUGGACAUUUUAUAAUUGGAAGGCCAUUAACUUCGUUGCCCGCACGAGAUUUGACAAGUUACUCUUCAAAUCAUCUAAAUCGAUAUCAACGUAUCGAACAACUGCGACAACAUUUUUGGAGCAGAUGGUAUAAAGAGUAUGUGUCUCAACUCCAACACCGCAUCAAGUGGAAAACCAGAGGUGACACACUGAAACUUAACUCUCUCGUCGUUUUGAAGGACGAUAACUUGCCACCCUUAAAAUGGAAGUUAGGAAGAAUCGUUGCAGUUUACCCUGGUGCUGAUGGCAUAAGCAGAGUUGCUGAUGUACGUACGGCUGGAGGAGUACUAAGGAGAUCUUUUACAAGAAUUUGCCCUCUUCCAGAAGCGGAUGAAGUUGUUGGAAGUGCAGCUUCCAACGUCCGGGGGCAUGUUUAGAAUCAUAUUCGAAAACGCCUUUUCAAUUUGUAAUAGCAAUUUAUUUGCAAUGUUUUUAGUUAAUUGUUUUUGACAGGCGUUUUGUUCGGUUCUGGCAUUACACGUCAUUACGUUGAA
Messenger RNA from Pectinophora gossypiella (pink bollworm), 5843 nucleotides. RefSeq lists its product as uncharacterized. Lineage: Eukaryota; Metazoa; Arthropoda; Insecta; Lepidoptera; Gelechiidae. The record is from RefSeq and is a predicted model, not a curated record. The transcript is spliced from 2 exons. Gene Ontology annotation, biological process: DNA integration. Gene Ontology annotation, molecular function: nucleic acid binding; zinc ion binding. The coding region runs from base 429 to 5726 and encodes 1765 amino acids.